AUGCUUCUGUGGUGGACACUGGUUUCUUUCCUUGGAUGCAUUUUAUUGGGUGCAGAAGGCUGGCCUGCAAAAGAAGGAUAUGACUUCAGACCCUAUCAGCCUCUUGUACGAUUAAGACACAAGCAGGAAAAGAGUCCAGAAAAUGCAAGAAAUAAAGGGCGUAUGACUCAUGACACUCCUCUUGGAUCAUGUGAAAAUAAGUAUUGUGGACUGGGUAGGCACUGUGUGGUUAACAGAGGAACUGGCCAAGCAGAGUGUACCUGCAUGGAACAUUGUAAGCCUCACUACAAGCCUGUGUGCGGUUCUGAUGGCGAAUUCUAUGAAAAUCACUGUGAGGUGCACAGAGCCGCCUGCCUAAAAAACCAAAAGAUUACCAUUGUUCACAAUGAAGACUGCUUCUUCAAAGGGGACAACUGUAAGUCCAUUGACUACAACAAGAUGAAAAAUUUACUGCUGGAUAUACAAAACAGAAGAUACAUGCUACAAACAAGAGAAAGGAGUGUUGAAGAUAAAAUGGCUCUGAAGAAAUUAUUGGUGGAUCAGAUGUUUAAAUACUACGAUUCGGACAACAAUGGUCUUGUGGAUAGCAAUGAACUGACACAGGUAAUAAAACAGGAUGAGCUCAGCAAGGAUCUGUCUGAUUGCUCUCUUUUCGAUCUCUUGAAAUAUGAUGAUUAUAAUGGUGACAAGCACCUUGGCCUGGAAGAAUUCUACAGAGCAUUUCAAGUAAUUCAACUGACUUUGCCAGAAGAUCAGAAAAUAAGCAUCACUGCAGCAACGGUGGGACAAAGUGCAGUUCUAAGCUGUGCCAUUCAGGGGACCUUGAGACCUCCCAUCAUAUGGAAGCGGAACAACGUUGCUCUGAACAACUUAGAUUUGGAAGACAUCAAUGAUUUUGGUGAUGAUGGAUCCCUGUACAUUACUAAGAUUACUACAACUCACAUGGGAAACUACAGCUGCUAUGCAGAUGGCUAUGAUAAACUUUAUCAGAUUCAUAUUCUUCAAGUGAAUGUGCCACCGGUCAUAAGAGUCUUUCCUGAAAGCCAAGCAAGGGAGCCAGGGGUGACAGCUAGCCUUCGAUGCCAUGCUGAGGGUAUCCCCAAUCCAGUGCUUGGUUGGUUGAAGAAUGGGAUUGAUAUAACUCCAAAGUUAUCCAAACAGUUAACUCUUCAAGCAAAUGGCAGUGAAGUCCACAUUAGCAAUGUACGUUAUGAAGAUACAGGCGCAUACACCUGUAUUGCAAAGAAUGAAGCAGGUGUGGAUGAAGACAUCUCUUCCCUUUUUGUGGAAGAUUCUGCACGAAAGACCCUUGCAAACAUACUGUGGAGAGAGGAAGGUUUGGGAAUUGGGAAUAUGUUCUAUGUGUUUUAUGAAGAUGGAAUCAAAGUGAUACAACCAGUAGAAUGCGAAUUCCAGAGACAUAUUAAGCCAAGUGAAAAGCUUCUUGGAUUCCAGGAUGAAGUUUGUCCAAAAGUGGAAGGGGAUGAAGUCCAGCGAUGUGUCUGGGCAUCUGCUGCAAAUGUAAAAGACAAGUUCAUAUAUGUAACUCAGCCCAUGUUGGACAGAGUGCUGAUUGUGGAUGUACAAUCACAGAAGGUUGUACAGGCAGUAAGUACAGAUCCUGUUCCAGUGAAACUUCACUAUGACAAAUCACAUGACCAAGUAUGGGUUCUCAGUUGGGGAAGCUUUGAUAAGACAUCUCCAACACUACAAGUGAUAACACAGGCUAGUGGAAGUAUUUCUCAUCAUACUAUUCAUACUCAACCUGUGGGGAAGCAAUUUGACAGAGUGGAUGACUUUUUCAUUCCUACUACAACCCUCCUAAUCACUCACAUAAGGUUUGGAUUUGUUCUUCACAAGGAUGAGCCUGUGCUUCAGAAAAUUGAUCUUGAAACUAUGUCAUACAUCAAGACAAUUAGUUUAAAGGAUUACAAUUGUGUUCCAAAGACUCUGGCAUACACACACCUUGGAGGAUAUUACUUUAUCAGCUGUAAGCCUGACAGUACUGGAGCUGUUCCCCCACAGCUAAUAGUGGACAGUGUUACCGACUCUGUGAUUGGAUAUAAUGGUGAUGUAACAGGAACUCCAUAUGUCUCUCCUGAUGGUCACUAUCUAGUCAGCAUUGAUGAUGUGAAAGGUCUCAUGAGGGUACAGACAAUUACAGUUAGAGGAGAAAUACAGGAUGCCUUUGAUAUUCACACCAACUUGCACAUAUCUGAUGUGGCUUUUCAAGCAUCAUUUACUGAGGCCCAUCAAUAUAAUGCCUUCGGUAGCUCUAGCACACAAACAGAUGUGCUCUUUGUAGAAUUGUCCUCUGGCAAAGUGAAAAUGGUGAAGAGUCUUAAGGAACCUCUUAAGCCAGAUGAGUGGCCUUGGAACAGUAAGAACCGGUUAAUUGAGGGCAGUGGGCUCUUUGGUCAGUACUUGAUGACACCCUCCAAGGAAUCCUUGUUUAUUUUAGAUGGACGACUGAACAAGCUGAAUUGCGAAAUCACUGAAGUUGAGAGAGGAAACACAGUAAUUUGGGUUGGAGAAGCAUAA
Messenger RNA from Varanus komodoensis (Komodo dragon), 2541 nucleotides. RefSeq names its product follistatin like 5 (gene FSTL5). The record is from RefSeq and is a predicted model, not a curated record. Lineage: Eukaryota; Metazoa; Chordata; Lepidosauria; Squamata; Varanidae. Bases 1 to 2541 code for a protein of 846 amino acids. Gene Ontology annotation, biological process: regulation of BMP signaling pathway; cell differentiation; multicellular organism development. Gene Ontology annotation, molecular function: protein binding; calcium ion binding. The transcript has 15 exons.